GGACUGCUCUCGUGCGGAAUGGCGAGCUCUUUAUUAAAGAGAAGAAAAAAAAAAAAAGAAAAAACUUUGCCCUCCCUGCUUGGGCCCCUGUCUCCCUCGUGCUCGCCCACGCCUUUGAUCUCUUAACAACAGGAACGUCACAGUCCCGGGGCCUUAUUGAGGGGCGCGAGCUCGAGCGGGGCCGACAGUACCAGCCAGCAUCCGCGGGACUCGCAGCAGCCCACAGCCCGACGCAGGAUGGAGGACCAGCCGCAGUGCAAGAGAGCCUACCAGGACCCGCACCUGCUGAGCGACAGGGCGCUGCAGACGCUGCUGAGCACGGAGGACAACUACCUGCCUUCCACCAACUACUUCAAAUGCGUGCAAAACGAGGUCGCGCCGUAUAUGAGAAGAGUCGUGGCCACCUGGCUCCUCGAGGUUUGCGAGGAGCAGAAAUGCGAAGAAGACGUCUUUCCCUUGGCAAUCAAUUACUUGGACAGAUUUUUAUCAAUUGAACGGAUGAAGAAGACUCGAUUACAGCUAUUGGGAGCUGCGUGUAUGUUUUUGGCGUCCAAAAUGAAGGAGACAGUUCCGCUAAGCGCUGAGAAGUUGUGCAUAUACACGGAUAAUUCCGUCCGACCGGACGAACUGCUGAGCAUGGAGCUGCUCGUUCUGAACAAGCUGAAAUGGGACCUGGCGUCUGUCACGCCGCACGACUUCAUCGAAUACUUCCUAUUCAAACUACCCGUUCACGAGGAUGCCAAGCACACCCUGCGCAAGCACGCGCAAACCUUCGUCGCUCUCUGUGCAACAGAUGUGAAGUUCAUCGCUCACCCUCCCUCCAUGAUCGCUAGCAGUUGUGUGGCUGCGGCCAUGCAGGGUCUGCACAUGAAGGCUCUGGACGGCAGGGUCUCCCCGCACACCAUUACGGACUACCUGGCCAAAGUCAUCCACAGUGACCCGGACUGUUUAAGAGCCUGCCAGGACCAGAUUGAGGCCCUGUUGGAGGCCAGCCUGCGACAGGCUCACCAGACUGUAUCCACGGAGACCAAGGGUCUGGAGAAGGAGGUGGACCUGUCCUCUACCCCGACUGACGUGAGAGACGUGAACAUCUGAGUGACUUCUCUUCCUUCUCCAGCACAUGAUUAGAAGAGGUGGGCGGAGCUACACGAGGACUGCACACCUGUUCCGGCCGCAUGGUGGGCGGGGCUGAGUAAGAGACCAGUGCUGUCCUGGCUUGUUCCCUCUCCUGCCUCUCUCUGACUCAAGACCUCCGGGGGGUGUCACCAUCAAAACCAGUUACCCCCAUCCCCCUUCAAAAGACUCACCGCUAGUCAUACAGAGAGCAACAGAACUGGUUUCAUGUAUUCACUGUGCUCUGUGUUUGCUCUUUUAGGUCUCUUUAAGGUAGAGAAGUGUGUGGCUUGGAUUCACAGACAGCCAGAUUUCUGCCCCCUACACGUAUAAACUCCCAUAUAACGUCUCAUUUCCCAGGUUUGCUGUAAUAUGUGCUUAUUGGCCUUUAGACACUUUAAAAUAGUUUUAUUUUGUCUACAUUUUAAAAAAUAUCCAUUAGGGUAGAAGCGGAUAUCUGUCUGCUGACUAAUGCUGCGUCUCUCUGGAGUACUGAACCUUUUAGCGCCCGUCAGGAACAUUUCUUAGCCGAGUCUGACGCGCGCUUGCUGUGGAGGGCGCUGAGAGUCCUCUCAGCUGUCCUCCCCACGGACGUGUAAAGCGUGUGCGGAUUCGUUUCCUCCGUUCUUGGUUCUGUAAUCAUUCCAUCGUAAAGCACUUUCAGAGGAAAACUCAGUAGAAAAUGUUCACGGAAGAAACUGGACUGGUUUGAGAGUGUUGCCAGACGAGCGCUCGCAGCGCGGAUCCUUUCACUUGUUCAGUGUUUCAAGGUUUGUAGCUUUUUAGUUCCCUUUAUUUUCAAUGACAUGGUCAUCAUGCGCUGAAGAUUUUAUGAUGUACUUUUCUUUCAUUUUGUGACUUUUUUCUGUUGUUCGAAUCAUCUUAAACAUUUGCCACAGUAGAAUAUAAGAGAUCUAUUAGGGCUCAAAGGCUAUUUAUUGCAAAAUAUGAUCUUCUCAAGGCCAGUGUGAGGAAUGAUAAAAAGCUUAGUUUGAACUAUUAUUUAAACCUUUUACUAACAAUCUCGUCAUCUGUAGUGUUGGAUUAAAGAAUCAAUUACUCAGCUGGUUUGGACAGUAGGAGCUAAUAUUUUAUAAUGGAAUAGUUAGACUUUGUAUAAUUAAAAAUGUAUUUUUUUAAAUGGGUGUGCUUUGGAAAAUCAGGAUUAAAUUGUUAUUGUCCUCAGUUGUAAAAUGUAAACGAUUUUGCACAAUCUUGAAUUUGACCUGAUUUGCUGACGCAUUCGGUCCAUGUUUUGCUAUAGAAGAAAAUCAAAGAGGGCGCUUGAUUGGUUAAAACAACAACAAUAACAAAAAACAAACCCUGCCCCAGCCAAUGAUCACAGCAUCAGCAGAAGACAUGCAGAUAGUCUGCCGUGACCUCCCAGGUUUGACCGGUGGGUCAGAGGUGGAGAGUCGUGUGCCGCAGCAGGUGGAGGCUGAGGGAUCUGAUCAGUCAGUUUGAACUCUCUUUAACAUGAAGCUGCUAUGGAGGUUUUCCCAGCCAAGACUUUUAUGUGGAAAAAAAAAAGCUUUUUUGUUCCUUUUUUUCAAAGUGUUUGCUGCUAUUUUAUGAAUGUCAUGACUACAGUGUCAGCAUACUGCCAUGUAGUAGGAGGCAUUUUCUCAUAGAAAGUUAUGGUGUUGUUGACAGUUAUUUUCCCAUGUAUUUUAUGUGAUUUUUUUUUUACAUCAUGUGAAAUCCAAGCUAUUCCAAAAAAAGGAAAGAGGCAAAAAUAGGAUUGUGUGUUUGUGCUAUACCUCAUGCAUUUAGAAGAUAGUCUAUGUUCAUUCAGACUGAGGAGAAGUGUUGUUGUGAGACUCUGGCAGUCAGGUGUGUUCUGUCCUGCUCGGACUGCACCCUGUGGUCGGUUUCUAAGGGGCACUGCUGAAUUAUCACACUUGUACCUCUGCCCCACUGUCACGUGGAAGUUUACACACGUCUGUGCACCUGUGCUGGAUGUUUGGAGGAAUUCUCUUCAGGUGAUUUCUGGCCUGAUUGUGGAUGUCUCUGGUGUUCCCCUGUGCUGCCUUCCUAAUCAGCAGAGGCUCAUCCGUCGUGUGAUUCCUGCACAAUAAAGGAAAAUCCUCCGUGUCCAA
Messenger RNA from Electrophorus electricus (electric eel), 3212 nucleotides. Its product is annotated as G1/S-specific cyclin-D1-like. Lineage: Eukaryota; Metazoa; Chordata; Actinopteri; Gymnotiformes; Gymnotidae. The record is from RefSeq and is a predicted model, not a curated record.